GAAAAACAAAUAUAAACCCAAAUAAAGUUUGGCCGCGAACAGGCAAGGUCGCGCAAUUGCUGUCCUCAUGCGCGCUGAAUAAAUCCCUUAUUUCUUAUCGAUUCUCCCGUGUGAAGUCUGGAACAGUGGGGUGAGCUAAGCCAUGGCAUUUACAUCUGACCGAUUAAUUUCCUUCCUGGUCCUGUUGGGUCUUAAAAGUUGUUUAUUUGGUUCUUUGGACGCUGUGCCUUUGGAAUAUGCACCAGGAGAUGAAGCAGGGUUUUAUAACGAGGUGCAGCAGCUGUUAUCCCUUAAUCGGGCAGUAAGGCAGGGUGAUGAGCUUGAAAAUGCCCAGCAAUUUACACCCGAAGAACAUGCAAUAGAUAAGCCAGAUGUGCCAAGGGCUGUCAAAAAUUGGCCACAAGAAGAUUUGAAACUUGGCCAAGUAAGUGCUGUUUCUGUAAAUUCUGCCCUUCAGCCAGUAAUUUUUCAUAGGGCGGACCGAUCAUGGAAUAUCUUUACUUUCAACGAAACCCACCACUAUCAACAAAUUCCAUCAGGACCUAUCAAGGAUCACACUGUUCUCACGUUAGACCCACAAACCGGUAGCAUAUUGGGACGAUGGGGUGCUAGUUUGUUUUAUAUGCCUCAUGGUUUAACUAUUGAUAGGCAUGAUAACCUUUGGUUGACCGACGUUGCCAUGCAUCAAGCAUUUAAGUUCAAACCUGGCGAAAUAAAACCAACACUAACAUUCGGAGAACUCUUUGUCCCAGGAACCGAUGCACGUCACCUAUGUAAACCUACUUCCAUUGCAGUAGCAACCACCGGAGAAAUUUUUAUCGCAGAUGGCUACUGCAAUAGUAGAAUUUUAAAAUAUAAUGCGGCAGGUGGCCUAUUAAAAAUUAUGCCAAACCCUCCCGAAUUCUUGUCCCUUCAAGUACCUCAUUCUCUAGCGUUAAUUGAGCCCAUGGAUCGCCUUUGUAUCGCCGAUAGGGAGAAUAUGAGGGUAGUUUGUCCUAGGGCCGGGUUGUAUAGCGUUAAGGGUACAAAAGAACCUGCAUUGACGAUCUCGCAACCUGAUAUGGGUCGGCUUUUUGCUGUUGCGGCAAAAGGAAAGCUAAUCUACGCUGUUAAUGGCCCGACAAGAAUGUUACCGGUGCAAGGAAUGACCAUUGACCCCGAAACUGAAUCUGUGAUAGAUCAUUGGGCGCCCGAAGAGGGAUUUGAAAAUCCACAUGAUAUUGCCGUAUGCGCCAACGGAUCGGCGCUCUACGUAGCCGAAAUCGGACCAAACAGAAUUUGGAAGUUUGAGUUGGUUCCACCAAAAAAAUGAAUAAUUUAGGUUUUAGAACUUAAUCGUUAGUGCUUGUAAUUUUUUUAGUUUUUUUGACACAGAUAUUAAGCCAACAAGUUUGGUAGACUUACUUGAGGGCAAUAUAUUAAUAUAAUUGCUAGCAAGAAAAAUCAUUUGUACACGUUAGAUUUAAGAGGUAUUAAAAUUUUGUAAAUUAGACAAAUUUUAAAUACAUGCUGUAUAAAAAUAACAUUUACAAGCAAGUUAACCCAAACGUUCCUUAUUCUGUAAAAAAAAAUUAGCAAACGUAUUUUUCUUUGAAAUUAUUAGAAAAAAAAGACGUAUUGUAGACAAUAAUAAUAAGAAAUAAUAGAUUUUCUCUGUUAAUAAAAUCUUAUUUUAGAA
Messenger RNA from Anthonomus grandis grandis, 1678 nucleotides. Its product is annotated as peptidyl-alpha-hydroxyglycine alpha-amidating lyase 2-like. Gene Ontology annotation, cellular component: membrane; extracellular region. Gene Ontology annotation, biological process: peptide metabolic process. The coding region runs from base 143 to 1312 and encodes 389 amino acids. The transcript has 7 exons. The record is from RefSeq and is a predicted model, not a curated record. Lineage: Eukaryota; Metazoa; Arthropoda; Insecta; Coleoptera; Curculionidae. Gene Ontology annotation, molecular function: catalytic activity; protein binding.